ACGCCCAACGUCACAGUGGCCAUUGAAACAGCAAUGGCAGACAGAGGCUACAGCUUUUCCCUCACUACCUUCAGCCCUUCGGGGAAGUUGGUCCAGAUUGAAUAUGCUCUGGCAGCUGUUGCAGCAGGGGCUCCCUCAGUUGGGAUUAAAGCUUCAAAUGGAGUUGUUCUGGCAACAGAAAAGAAGCAGAAGUCCAUACUGUAUGAUGAACAGAGUGUCCAUAAAGUAGAGCCCAUAACCAAGCACAUCGGCAUGGUGUACAGUGGUAUGGGGCCUGACUACAGGGUUUUGGUGAGGAGGGCACGGAAGCUUGCCCAGCAGUACUUCCUGGUCUACCAAGAGCCUAUUCCUACAGGCCAGCUUGUUCAGAGGGUCGCAUCUGUCAUGCAGGAGUACACACAGUCUGGAGGUGUUCGUCCAUUUGGUGUGUCGCUGUUAAUCGCUGGCUGGGAUGAAGAUCGCCCGUACCUCUUCCAGUCUGAUCCCUCAGGUGCAUACUUUGCAUGGAAAGCCACUGCAAUGGGAAAGAACUACGUGAAUGGAAAAACCUUCCUUGAAAAAAGAUACAAUGAGGAUCUUGAAUUGGAAGACGCCAUUCACACAGCAAUUUUGACUCUCAAGGAAAGCUUUGAAGGUCAGAUGACUGAGGACAACAUUGAGGUGGGAAUCUGUAACGAGGCUGGCUUCAGGCGUCUGACUCCUGCAGAAGUCAAAGACUACUUAGCAGCUAUUGCUUAAGUUAACCUAGUUUUCCUGGAAAAUACAGUUCAAAUGUUUGAAGAAUGCACUGCUAUGAAUGGUAGUUAUGUAAUUUGUAUUUUUUUUUUUACUUGAUGGCAAAUAAACUACCAAAUUAAGUGAAAA
This is a messenger RNA of Astyanax mexicanus (Mexican tetra), 864 nucleotides long. It is a transcript of the gene psma2a, whose product is annotated as proteasome 20S subunit alpha 2a. The transcript has 8 exons. Lineage: Eukaryota; Metazoa; Chordata; Actinopteri; Characiformes; Acestrorhamphidae. The record is from RefSeq and is a predicted model, not a curated record. Gene Ontology annotation, biological process: ubiquitin-dependent protein catabolic process. Bases 34 to 738 code for a protein of 234 amino acids. Gene Ontology annotation, cellular component: proteasome core complex; proteasome core complex, alpha-subunit complex.